This is a messenger RNA of Miscanthus lutarioriparius, 1359 nucleotides long. Lineage: Eukaryota; Viridiplantae; Streptophyta; Magnoliopsida; Poales; Poaceae. The record is from the annotation of a GenBank genome assembly.
AUGGCGGCCUCCCACGCGGAGGCGGAGGCGGCGUUGCUGCUCCGACGUGCCCUCGCGCACGCAACCUCUGCCCCGCGGCGGGCACCGCGGCGGGAGUCGGACCCGAAGAAGCGGGUGGUGAUCACGGGGAUGGGCGUGGUGUCGGUGUUCGGCAACGACGUGGGCGCGUACUACGACCGCCUCCUCGCCGGGAGCGGCGGUGCCGGCCCCAUCGACCGCUUCGACGCCUCCGGGUUCUCCACCCGCUUUGCCGCCCAGAUCCGCGGUUUCUCCUGCGAGGGCCACAUUGACGACGAGAGCAACCGCCGCCUCGAUGAUUGCCAGCGCUACGCCCUCGUCGCCGUCAGGAAGGCCCUCGCGUCCGCCGGGCUCGCCCUCGGCUCCAGAGCAAUGUACAAGCGGCCCGCAGAUCGACAAGGAACGCGCCGGCGUGGUCGUGGGCUCCGGCAACGGCGGUGCGACGACAUUCUCGGCCGGGGUGGAAGACUUCGUGAGGAAGGGGCCGAGGGGAGUCUCCCCCUGCACCAUCCCGUUCGCGAUGCCCAACGCGGCGUCGGCGCUGGUCUCCAUCGACGCCGGGAUCGGCUUCCUUGGCCCCAACUGCUCCGUCUCCACAGCACCGCGGACCAGAUCCGGCUAGGCCGCUCCGACGUCAUGGGCGGCGCGGAGGCCGCCGUCGCGCCUGUCUGCCUCGGCGGGUUCGCGGCCCUGCGGGCGCUGUCGUGGCGGAACGGCGACCCCGGCGCGGCGUCCCGGCCGUGGGACAGGGACCGCGACGGCUUCGUCUUGGGCGAAGGUACUGGUAUGUGCGCGCCGCCGCCGCGCUCUCGAGGGAACGUGUGCGUGCGUCUGUGCUCGCCGCUACUGUUCGUCGUGCGGUGCGUGCGGCUCGUGCCACGCUGCAAGCUGAUGACGAGGCACGGGAGGCGGCGCGGCGCCCCGAUCCUCGCGGAGUACCUGGGCGGCGCGGCGAGCUGCGACGCUCACCACCUGAUGGACCCGAGGCCCGACGGCCGUGGCGCGGCGGCGUGCAUCAGACGGAGCCUGGAAGACGCCGGCGUGGCGCCGGAGGAGGUGAACUACGUGAACGCUCACGCGACCUCCUCGCUUGCCGGGGACCUGGCAGAGGUGAAGGCACUGAAGCAGGUGUUCAAGAACCCGUCCCAGAUCAAAAUGAACGCUACCAAGUCCAUGAUCGGGCAUUGCCUUGGCGCGGCCGGCGGGCUGGAAGCCAUUGCUAGCCAUAACCACCGGCUGGGUGCAUCCGACCAUAAACCAAUUCGUAUCUCCAAUUCGUUUGGAUUUGGUGGGCACAACUCGGUGGCAGUGUUCGCACUGUUCAAGCCCAUACCCUGGUGA